CCCCUACGCAUCGUCAGCACGACAAAAUACCUCGCAACAGCCCUCGUAAUGGACCUCGCAGGAUGGGAGGACCGCGGAUGGAUCGACGUCCCUGACGCUACACUGCUACGCGUCAUUGUCAGCCACCUCAGACAACGAUGUGCAGUGACCACACUGGCGGUUGCGUCCCAGAAAACGGACUGGGAGAGAAUGAACAUCGCCUGGGACGCCCAACUGGAGCGACCGCGACCCCAGAACAUAACCCAUGAAAUCAGUCUCGAGCAAAACCACCCGUUCUCCCUCACGGGAGCACGACUUGCAUGUCUAACACAACGCCUAGCGUACCGAGGAAUACGAGCGACCCGCGAACACCCGGUACGCAAGACGUCCCAAGCAAUAGUUUCCGAAGCUCUUGCACACAUCGGAGCAAACUCACCGGACACUCCCUCCAGCCAACAGCUCUGGCUGGCCAUCCGUAGCACAGACAUACGCAAGCCGGCGUCCGACUUCCUAUGGAAAGUCCUGCAAGGGGCCCUGAGAUGCGGACGCUUCUGGGCCAAGAUCCCAGGAUACGAGGAUCGAGCAACAUGCCACCAAUGCGGCUCCCUAGAUUCCAUUGAGCAUAUCCUAUUCCAUUGUAAAGCAACCGAUGUCCUGAGCCAAUAUUGUUUGGCUCAAGGA
Molecule: messenger RNA, 660 nt
Organism: Fomitopsis serialis
Lineage: Eukaryota; Fungi; Basidiomycota; Agaricomycetes; Polyporales; Fomitopsidaceae
Exons: 1
Source: RefSeq, a predicted model, not a curated record